AUGGAGAACUACGAGUCGCCCUCCGAAGUUUUAAAGAAUAAGGAAAAGAUCAAGGCAGAAAAUGACGGGAAGGAAAAAAAAGACAAACUAAAAUUUAUUGACAUUUUUAACGACAGCAAUGAGGCAGAGCACACUGAUGACACAGUUGGGAAUUUUUUAAAAAAAAAAAAAAUAACUGAAAGUAAAAGGAAGGCAAAGAAUAAAAGCAUGUAUAUUUUGGAAGACGCACCAAAUGUGUACGCCACAGAUUUGGUGCCUUCCAAUUUCGCUAGUUCCAGUGUAGCCGCCAACUCAGGAACCCCAGAUGGGGAGAAAAACAUCCUUGGGAUGAACACUAUCCAAGGAAGCAGGAGUGUGUUCAACAAUUUAAAUAUAUUUUCCAACGAGGAAGAGCAGAAUCAUGCUUACCUGGUUAACGAGAUUUACCGGCUGAAGGCCGAAGUGGAAGAAGAGAAACAAAAAGGGUGCCGGACAAAUGAAGAAGCAAAAAUUUUGAAGGAACAAAACGACGUCCUCAGUAAGAGCAUCAGUGAUAUGAAGAACGAAAUGGAAAAACUCCAAAAUAUUUACAACGAGGAAGUGGUAAAAAUAAAGGAGUCGUACGAGAGGCGCCUGCUAGUGUUUCAGGUCGAACUGGAGGAAAAGGAAAAUUACUGUAAGAAGCAAAAAGAGGCCCACCGAGAGGAAUUCGAGUCACAACUAGAGGAGUACAAGAGUAUGUACCAUAAUGAGAAAAGGAAAAGUCAAGACAGGGAGCGACUCAUCGAGGAGGCGACCGUCGAGCGGGAGAAGUUGGCAAAAGAGGCUACCAUCGAGCGAGAGAAAAUCAUCAACGAGGCCGCCAUGGAGCGAGAAAAAAUCACAAAAGAGGCGGCCAUGGAGCGGGACAAAAUCACCAAAGAGGCCGCCGUCCAAUUAGAAGAGCUCCAAAACCGUGUAGCCCAAAUGACCGAACGGGAAAAAGACCUAACCCAUUCCCUGAAUGAAGAAAAGGAAAAAAAUGAAAAAAUUAAAACGGAAGCAGAAAAAUACAAACAGCAAAUUCUCAGCUUGAAUGAAAUAAUUAACAAGAAAAAUGAAAAUAUUAAAAAUAUGGUUAAUGAUAUUCUUUUGGUGAAAAAUGUGUAUGACGAGCUAGCCAAGGAAAAGGAACUGAAUGAAUUAGCAAAGAAAAAAUUAGUGAAAAAAAUUGAAACGUACGAAAAUGAUUUACAUUACUUAAAAAAAAACAUGGAAGGAUACAGAGUGAACAAUGAUAAAUUGAGGAAGUGCAACCAGGAAAUGAAUGAACAUGUGAGGAAAAUGGAGUGUCAGAUACGUAGUCUCGAGAACGAAAAUGAAUUUUUAAAAAAAGAAAAUCUUCUUUUUAACAAAAAAUUCUUGAAUGUAAAAAAGGGGAAACAGAUAGGGCAGUUGGACUACUUGUCCGACUCGACGCAUGUCAAGGAUGAGGUUCCUAGUGCAGACAGUAGUGUGGAGGGGAACAAUUCCUUAGUGUCUCGCAGAGACGAGGUGCAGGAGAAGGAAGUCAUGUUAAUGGGACAAACGAACGAGAUAAGCAAAGUGAAUGAUGGAAGUGGUGAAAGCAGCACUGACGGAGAUAAGGGCGAGAAGAAGGGGGCAGCUAGCCAUGGUAGAAGUGGUAAUGACAGCGACACUGAUAGCGACGAUUACGGUGAGGACGUGGAAGGUGCCUCCUCCACCGGGGAGGAUCGACCCGUAGAAUCAACGUGCGCGCUGAGCGUGCUGACAACAGGUCGUGGAAAAGGGAAAGACGUCACGGAGCAUAAAAGGUCCAGCAUCAAUGGUACCACCCGAAGAGAUAUGGGAUCAAAUGAAGAAGAUGCAUUGAACGAAUCAAACUAUUCAGACGAAGCAGAAGAACCCCACCUUAGCACGCUAAGCCAAGCAGGCAACAAACCCAACUGUGCAUGCUCGUCCAAAAAGGAAGUGCACCUGUCCGAUGUGAGGCAAAGAAUAGGCAAUUUAGUAAACGCAAAAAAUCUGAAGGGAAAUAAUGCCAUUGGACCAAAUUAUGAAGAGGAUGAAAAUGCAGGGAGCUUCAAUCUCAUCACUAAUUUUUUGGAGAACGGUACAAAAGAUGCAAAGAAAAAAAAAAAAAAAAAAGAAAAAAAUAAGUGCGAUUAUAAUAAGACAAAAUUUUCUAAUACCACCAGUGUGGGGAACUCCAACAUGUUCAACAAAGAGCUAAGCAGCAACAGAUAUUUGUUCGACUUGAAUCUGUAUAGCUUAAAAAGGUAUAAUAUUUUCAGCUUCAGCAAUGGCCUAUUCCCCAAGGAGGAAGGAGCGCAUGACUUGACCAACUUGGUGCGCAAGAAAAGGAGCUGCCCCGCGCCCAUGAGCCAUUUGGACGGGGAGAAAAAUUUUGACGUACAGAAUGUACACAUGAGCGCAAACAACACUUGGCGCAGCCGAACGGAAGUAUUGCCUCGAGCGCUGAGGGAUUUCUCCUGGCGAAGAACCAAUGGAGGGGAAGAGGUAGACUCUGUUGAAGCUGCCACAGGGGCGAGGAUCCUGCAAGGAGAAGUCAACUGUAUAAAUCACACAAACGAUGACAUGGAAAAAAACAAAACAAUAAACUACUUCUUAGCAAACAUAAAAAAGGAAAAGAAAAAUUCCAACGAUAUUGUCAUGAAGAGGAGAGAGACUCGUCUGGAGAAGCUCCUCAGUAGACAAGAUUCCUCUAACAAAUCUCCUCAAAUGGGGAAAGAGAAAGUGGUGCGGAAGUUUCUAGGGGGGGAAGCACCCAUCGAGUAUGAAAAAAACGAUCGUCAUGCCAGUGGUAUGCACAGCGGCGAUGUGAGUACAGCUGAUGAGUUUGAACAGCGUAGGCAGCAUCACUUCAGGGGCGGUCAAAAAGACAUGCAGUCCUACCUCCUAAGCAAAUGCAAAGGAAAGAAGAACAACAUCUACGGCCUCUUUAUCAUCAACGAACGGCUAAAGAGCAUUUACAAAAACAUAGCAAAUAAGAGAAAGUCGAUAAGCAACUUUCCACUGAGUGUGCCAAAGAUUGAAAGUCAAAAACAGUUUAGUAGUUCCUUUAACAUCAUACAAGGAGGAAAGUUUCUUCCCGAGGGGGUAGAAAACGCACCAGUGAUGUUCCACCUUGGUUGUAAAAAAAAUGCACACGAAAUGGUGCCUAAUUUUGAGCAUAACACAGAGUCCAACGAAGUGCAUGUUGCUAUACAAAAUCGUCGCAUGAAGGGGGACGUUCCAUCCGGCGAUGAAACAAACAAAAUGAUUUUCACCCCGGAAUGUAGGUUAACAGAAGAGACGCGUAGUGGAGGCAGUUCCUUUGUCGUGUCUGGAGAAGACCACGUUCGAAUGGAUGAAGAACAAAUUAGAAAAAAUAUCCUUUUGGAAAAUUCAAAAAAUAUGAACAGGUCAGGGAAAAAAGGGGAACCCACAUACACACACGAGGACAAUGAUGAGGAGGGAAUAUUUUUUAAAAAAAAAAGUUACCUCCGAAAUGCUCCCUCCAUUUCGGUUAUGUUUGAUAAGAAUCAGCCACAAACAGGGGGAUACCUCUCGUCAAAUGAGUCCCAUUCGAGAGUAGCAACAAACUGGGGAGAGGCAGACGUGCUUGUAGUGGAUGGUGAAAAACCUCGUUCCAUGGAAUGGCAUCCGUUGUACCAGGAGGGCAUGGAAAAAUGCGUUUCGUUCGCAAAAGUGGGCAGGCAUCUGCUUCAGGAGGGAGAAGGCAAAGUUGGAAGCGGACGUCGGGGUGAAGGUCUUCCACUUCAACAACGUCUGACCCAUCACGAUGGACCAUUUCAUUACGAGAACGAACCAAGAGACAACGAAAUUGCCAACCACCUCAAAGUGAAUGAAGGCCCACCAAAAGGAAACCCUCGCCAAACAAACAAAUGGGAAGAACAGGAAGAAGCAGUCAACAACAAGUUCAACUUAAAUGAUGUAUUUAAUUCCAAUUUUAACAACUUUUUAUUGUCUUAUAAAAGUAAAAAAACAGAGUUCGCUGUAUCUCCCUCUUCUGUCCCUUCUUCGUCACCUUCCAGAAAUCGAAUUUUUGAAAUUUUAAAAAAAAAAAAUUCGCCAUAUGAUCACUCGCACGAAAGAAAUUGUACAGAAGGUGCAAGGGAAGACUCCUACUUUGAAAAUUAUUUAAAUGGUUUGAAGCAGCAGAGGGGUAGGGCUCGGGUGGGGAAAGACAACACAAGCGAUAUGUACGUUCGCCGUGUUGAUAGGCAGGACCAGCAGAACAGAUCCACAGAUAAACAUACACAAAGGGGAAGCAACAAAUGGGACUGCUUGGAUGAAACAGAAAAGUUCAUCAAACAGGAUUCUCCAAAAAAGAGUAAUGUUGUUGACGAUCAAAAUAUAUUUAUGCAAAACAAUGACCACUCGGGAAUCAUGUUCGAAGGUGGAAAUGAGUGUCGUGGGGACUCCAACAGAGGCAACAUUAAGAAAGAGAGCGAGCGGUUUCUAUUCAACAGCAACUCCAUAAUGAACACUGGGUCGAAUCUCAUUCAGGGGACGACGUAUGAAAAUGUUGUGAGGAGCCACAUUGAGAACGCGCACUUCAUCAAUUUGGUUAAAAAUAAAAGGCACAAGGAUAUCCUCUCUGGGGGGGGACAAAGCAACUCUGAUCUUCGUUUGACCAAUCAAGAGUAUAAUACAUCAAAUAGGAGCGAUGUAUUGAGCUGGAGGAAAUCGCCAUGA
Molecule: messenger RNA, 4701 nt
Organism: Plasmodium fragile
Lineage: Eukaryota; Apicomplexa; Aconoidasida; Haemosporida; Plasmodiidae
Exons: 2
Coding region: 1-4701 (1566 amino acids)
Source: RefSeq, a predicted model, not a curated record